AGCGAGAAAAGACUUAAAACACAGCGGCCGUCGCCGUUCGCCGGGUUGAUUUUUCAACACAAAAUUUGGGCUUGCAACUCCUGCAAGUCUUGUUUUUGCAAUCUGGGACUGCUUGCUGUUUUCUCCAAGGCCCGAAGAUGGUUAAAGACCACAAAGAGCUUGUCAAGGCCUGCGGGGAGUUAGAUUUGGAUAAUUUGAAAGUAAAGAUAGAUGAUGAAUACAAAAGCUCCUUUCGAAAUAUGAGGAGAAUAAAAGAUGAAGCUCUGCAGUGGGCCAGAGAAAUAAAGGAGAAGCUGCAAGAAAAGCAGACAAGCCCUAUGCCACCAAGGACACCAACACUCAAGAGACCAACUCGGAAGAGGAAAAUUCCCACCGCUUCCGAAGUUGAGGAGAAGGAAAAUUCCAUUGCUGUAGGGCGGCAAGCUCGAGCUGCCUCGCAAGCUGCAGCUUCCAAGUUCCACAAGCAGCUGUAUGUGCCUGUAAAGCUGAGACGACCCAGCGAAAAGCCUGCCGAGGUGCCUCCAGCAAAGGAACGUAAAAGGGUCAGGAUUGCCAGUUCUUCAGCAGAAAGUGAUGAUGACGCUGUGUCAGUCGCCUCUACCACCAAAAGCACCAAAUUGAAACGUGCAGCUCGGAAAAACAAAAAAGAAGUCAGUGACGAUGAAUCAAGCGAAGAAGCUGAAAAACCACAGAAACUUGAAAAGCCAAAGAUGAAUACCAGGGGCCGCGCAAAAUUGGUAGCUCAGGAAAAGAAACUGAUGCCUGCCAAGAAAAUGAAGGUGGUUAAACCGGCUGAUUCAAGUGAUUCUGAGUUUGAAAAGCCGCCUGCAAAAGCCACUAGUAGCUCUGAGGCUUCAAACGAUGAACCAAAUUCUGAGCAUGUUGAGACUUCAAAAGACGAGCAACAUUCUGAGCAUGUUGAGUCUUCGAAUGAGGAAAAGAAUUCUGAGCAUGCUGAAACUACAAGGGAAGAAACGCAUUCUGAUCAAUCGCAGGAAGAAACUAGCCCUCCAAACCAGAAUAUCAAGAAGAAUGACGCGCUGCUCCUGAGUCGGGUGGUUGCCAUCAAGGUUGAAAAAUUAUCAGAAACUUUCAUUAAGCGUCAGAUAGGAGAAGACGUUUCUACUGAAGAAGCGACUACAGAAGAGUCUGAGCCACCUGUGAGCUCUCCCGAACCUCCAGCAACUGAGACUCAAAGGAAGUCACCCAGGACUAACAAAGUCGAGACGAAAGUACCAGACAAAGCGUCUGAACUCCGUGCUUUAACACCACACAUUGCUGGAAAAGUGAAGGAGAUGGUGAUGGCAGUUGAGCAGUCGCUGAAGAAGGGUUAUCCGAAAGUCAACAUCCAGAAUCACCCUGAGCAUGCGGCCACCACUCCUCACUCACCUUCAAAGUGGUUGAAGGCCCCGGAGCUGAUGCACGCCAUCAGCUCCCAGGACAUUUCCCCAGACCCAUUCAGUGAGAGCAAGCACGCCUACUCGCCGACUGUUUUGCGGAAGAAAUCCAUUCCCACCUGCAGCAAACCUACAACAUCCCAACAGCAGGGCUUGAGCACCAUCCAAAGGAGUACAGUGACGAGGCCUCACAACGCCACUAGCACUCUUAGCCGGAGCAAAGUCAUUAUAAGCAAGUUCACCCUUGAAGCAGCCAAGGAGCAGGCCCAGUUGGCUGCUGUUGAAGUUGAGAAGAAAAAGGAACUCGAGCGUCAGCUGAGGGAUGAGAAAAUAAACGAGGCCCAGAAGAAGAAAGAGGAAAUAUUGAAACUGAAGAUGGAAGAGAAGAAAAAGAUCAAUGAAGAAAAAAAGAAAAAAGUAAAACAAGUGCAGGAGCAACGUCAAAAGGAACUGGAGGCGCAGCAGAAGGAGAAGGAGGAGCUGCAGCUACGCAAACAGGAAGAGAAAAGUAAGAAGAACAAAUUUGAAGAACUGAAGGCAAAGCGUCUGGCAAAGAAAGUGCUGCAAGAAGAAGCAAAGAAAAAGCUGCAAGAAGAGGCAAAGAAAGCCAAGGAGGAGGAGGAAGAGUUAAAUCGGAAGGCUGAGGAAUUGAAAAAGAAGGAAGAAGAAAAGAAGAAGAGAGACGAGGAAAAGAAGAAGAAAGAUGAGGAAAAGAAGAAAAAGGAGGAGGAAAAAAAGGCUGCUCUCAAACUAGACGCUGCCAAGAAAUUAGCUGCUGCGGCAAGUGUCCGCGAGAAGGAACAUGUGCAAACUGCUGUGCAUGAGAUGAAUUGCACUUUCACAAUGCCUAAGGAAGAUACAUGCAAGACGCCCAAACCUAAAGCACCUAAUCCAGUAUUGGCAAAAGUAGCCGGAACUGAGUCUUACGAGGUGACACCCAGCAGGGAUGAAAUGCCACCGGCACCACCUAAAAGUGACAAUGACUACGGCAUUGAUGAGGUUGAAGAAGGUGACUCCAGCGAUGAUGAUGAGAAGCCAAAGAAGAAGGUCCCUCUUUGGGCUCAAAAAAUGAAGAACAACAUGAAAUUGGAUUGUGCUGAUUAUGUGAGGGUCAACCUGCGCAACAACUUUUUUGGAACAAGGGUGUUCAAGCCAUCUGUGAAGGAUUUGUUUGGAGACGAUGCUAGGCCUCUGACACGGCGUUCGAGCGCCGUUUGGAACACACCGCCCAACUUGCAUCACAUGACCCUUAACGCUUCAAUGCUCCAGGAUUAGUAAUUUUCACGAUUGCCUCUUGAUAGAAUUAGUUCAUGCAUUCCAUAUUGUAAAUAUAUUGGCUAGCUCUUUCCGUUUUAUGAGAUGGACAGAUCCAGGCAAAAUUGUUGUUCAAACACUUCCACUUGCUAAUGUUUAAUUUAAAAUUUCAAAGUGAAUGAAUUCAUCGAUAUGUUAAAUUUCCAGUUUUAUUGUCACUGAUUCGAUCUGAUAAUUUUAAUUCAUUAUAUUCAUUCAUUAAUUUUGAAAGUGCACUGUGAGUCUAUGAAAUUUUAAUACAUAAACGUUUUUUAUCAUUAAACAGAGUUCCAAUAAAAUUAGAUUUCAUUAAUUGUCAUUUUGUCUGCUCUUCUUCUUCUUCACCUUUUCCUCAGGGGCCGAUGGGUUUGUCCCUGCAUAAAAUUCCUUUAGAAGGUUUAUUGCUUCAUCUGCUCGCACAUUGCCGAUUGUCCGUGGCUUUGGACAUGGACACGUCACUUCCAUUGCGUCCAGCACAGUUCCCAUCCCUCCGAAGCGUGGAUUGGAACAACCAAAAACUACUUGUCCGAUUCCGAGCAUCUUCAGUGCCGCCGAACACAUGAUGCAAGGCUCGACUGUGACAUAGAGACUGACUUGACCCCAGUCAAUGUCCGGUGUCUUCAAAAGAAUUUUAUCUAUGCAUUUGAUUUCCGCGUGCGCCUCACCGGUCAACCUGUUGUUUGUCGCAUUCCUUCCCUCGCAAAUUAUGUUUUCAUCCAAGACGAAAACACAGCCUACAGGAACUUCUCCCUCGGCUAGAGCUAGUCUAGCUUGCACGAAGGCUUUUUCCAUGAAAAAAUCCUCCUGGCUGGAAGAUCUUUUUGCAGGGGGCGGAGAAUCUUGAUGGGAAGCAUCAUUUGCUGAAUCAAUUUUUUCGUUCAUCUCGUC
Molecule: messenger RNA, 3578 nt
Organism: Neocloeon triangulifer
Lineage: Eukaryota; Metazoa; Arthropoda; Insecta; Ephemeroptera; Baetidae
Product: inner centromere protein A-like
Exons: 12
Coding region: 138-2672 (844 amino acids)
Biological process (GO): meiotic spindle midzone assembly; positive regulation of protein serine/threonine kinase activity; metaphase chromosome alignment
Cellular component (GO): chromosome passenger complex; kinetochore; nucleus
Molecular function (GO): protein serine/threonine kinase activator activity
Source: RefSeq, a predicted model, not a curated record